AUAAAAUUAUUUAGUGUUGACAUUGAGGAUCUGUAACUUCUGAAGGAACUAUUACUCUUCUCGUGUACAUCAUGAAUCUAUCUCAGUCAAACUUUUCAAUGUAUCAAUUUUUAAGAAAGUCGUCGGUUCAUUUGAACAAUGGUGACAGUGAAACUUCAGAUUCCGAAAAUACUUUUCAAAUUUAUUUAUAUGCAUUCACGAUGUUCCUGUCCUUCUUUGCCAACAUGACGUUGGUUUUCAUAAUCCUUAGCACCAAAAGUCUACGGACAAAAUUUAACUUUUUCGUGGUGAACUUUUCUCUUGUGAAUUUACUCAUCCCAACGUUUUGUAUGUGGCUUCAUCUUGUGUACCAUCUGGACAAGGGGCAAUGGAGGUUUGGUGCAUUUUUCUGCAGAAUAAACAAAUUUAUACAAGUUCUUGUCGUCUGUGUCAGUAACUUCACCUUGGCGGUGACCGUCCUUGACCGAUUUCUAGCAACUCUUCAAUCACCACUCCUGAAAUACACCCAAGGUCACCAGACUAUCGUAAUGCUAAUUGUGUGGAUAUCCGGAAUCCUUCUGUCCUUGCCGUUCAUUCUGUACACAAAAUUUCUGGAAUUCGAUUGGAUUGGGGGUCACGAAACAAUAUGCAGUGCUCAUUUUCCCUCCAUAGAGGCUAGGCGAGCUUAUAUAACGACAUUGUCGCUGCUGGGCUUCGUUCUCCCUAUGCUGGUCAUGUUCUUCCUCAUCAGUGUUUCUCUAAGAAGACCAAGUGUUUCAACUGACAACAUGGCGAGAGAGGAAAGACUGAGAUAUCAGAUGAAGCGCAGGGCCUUGCACUACGUAUUUACUGUUCUUCUAGUCUUCUUCUUAUGCUGGUCUCCUCAGCAGUUCCUCAUGCUUUGGGACGUGUUCAGAGAACGAAAUAUACAGACCAAGCUACCGAAAAACAUACGCCAGUACAGUUUUUAUUCAUACUAUGUGGCAUACGCUAGCAGUUGUGUAUACCCAUUCCUAUACAUAACAUACAACAAGGGCUUCCGGUUUGCUGUCAAUCAAAUUCUGAGUUGCAAACGUCGACGUGAUGUUACCAGUGACAACCCUACCAAUACAGAGAUGGGAGUUGUAGAACAAAAUGAUGGACAUGAAAAUACGGUCUUCUGCUUAGAUACCUUAGAAAAAGAAUUUAGCGUUGGACCGUCACAACCGAAGAACGAAGAACCGACAGUGAUCACUGUUGAUAUACAUGGACAAGCACUCAGCUAAAAAAGGACUAAAUCUUUAUUUUUUUCACUUGGUAGUGAGCAUUGUGUGCAAGCAACUUAAAUGGAGAAAUCUUAUACGGUGAAAACUGCCUAAUCCAACGCCUGUGCACCCCGUUCCACUGGGCACUCCGACCCCUAUUUUCAAUUUCAGGUGUUUUUUUAUUGUUUUGCACACUAUUUAUACAAACACACUGUGUAUUACAACAAAACAUAUCUCCCAAAGCAUGUCGGAUUAGGCAGGUUUCGCUGUAUUUGUAUGAAUAUAUGUGUUUGCGUAGCGACGACUCUUUUUUUUUUCUGCCCGUAUAAUGGAUGUAUUAGGAUUGAUAUAGGGUUAGUAAUAGCGCAAAAACCUGAAUUUCGAUAUAAGGUCACUGAGACAAAAAUGGUUAUUGUCCUGAAUAGCUACAUAUAUGUAUGCACAAGCUUUGUCCAUUGUAUCUCUAGGUGUUUAGUUUCCCAAGAACAGUAUGUUAUAGAAUGUAUGUUAUUUAGACUCAAUGUUGAACAAAAUUAUUUUAUUUGUGUAAAAUAUUGCAAAAAUCAAUUUCAAAGAAUUAAAACAGCGGAAGUGUUAAGAUAUAUAUAACAGGUAUGUAAUAAAAUGUCAGGUUAAUCAAAAAGUUUAGCAAGAAAAACAUGGGGCUAAAAUGAAUCAUUUUUAUACGCAUACUAUAUGAAAUGAAUCUAUUUGUAAAGUAAAUGGCAUUGAAAACAUAAUGUGUAAGCAUGAAAUAUUGUAUAUAACUAACGCUUAUUUAUUUAGCUUAUAUAUAUUGUGUAUAUAUAUUGUGCUAAUUUGUACAAUUUCGCGUAACCAUAGAACAAAUAAAGUAACAUGAUCAAAUGAAAGUGUGCAAUACA
Molecule: messenger RNA, 2107 nt
Organism: Ostrea edulis (European flat oyster)
Lineage: Eukaryota; Metazoa; Mollusca; Bivalvia; Ostreida; Ostreidae
Product: tachykinin-like peptides receptor 86C
Exons: 5
Coding region: 72-1244 (390 amino acids)
Biological process (GO): G protein-coupled receptor signaling pathway
Cellular component (GO): membrane
Molecular function (GO): peptide binding; G protein-coupled receptor activity
Source: RefSeq, a predicted model, not a curated record